Messenger RNA from Aphis gossypii (cotton aphid), 2460 nucleotides. RefSeq lists its product as uncharacterized. Gene Ontology annotation, cellular component: cytosol; nucleus. Gene Ontology annotation, biological process: purine ribonucleoside salvage. Lineage: Eukaryota; Metazoa; Arthropoda; Insecta; Hemiptera; Aphididae. Bases 204 to 1373 code for a protein of 389 amino acids. The record is from RefSeq and is a predicted model, not a curated record. Gene Ontology annotation, molecular function: adenosine kinase activity. The transcript has 11 exons.
GGUUCGGCAUUGCAAAACCCCAAAGAGAUUAUAUAUAAAAAAUUUAAAAAUCCUAAAAAAAAGAAUAUUAAAAAAAAGACAAAUUCUGUUGCUAAUGGUAACAUCAACUAGUUUUAUUUCUAACAAAUAUUUCGUAUAUAUUUAUAAUAUAUUUAGUAUACGAUUUGACGUGAACUUUCUGACAUAAUAGUUUAAAUCAUAUCAUGAAUUUUUCUAGCGGAAUAUCAUUUUUAAAUGCCUUCAAGGUAUGCAGUGUUAGUCUUUUUGACAAGUGGAAGAACCAAUAUACGAGUACUCCACAAUAUACUCAACAACCACCAAAAAAAAUAGAGCAUCAUACCAGAAUUGUCAAGCCUGGGACAGUCGUAGGUUUUUGUAACCCACUGUUAGACAUGACUGUGGUAGGCAAUGCAAAUAUAUUAAAAAAAUAUGAUCUAAAGAACAAUGAUGCAAUAUUGGCAGGGGAAAAACAAAUGGGAAUAUACGAAGAAAUAGAAAAAGAUCCGAACGUGCAAUACACUGCUGGAGGUUCCGGUCAAAAUUCAUUGAGAUUCGUUCAGUGGAUAUUGAAAAAACCAAACUCUGCUGCGUUUUUUGGCGCAGUCGGAGAAGAUCGCUACAGCAAAAUAUUAGAACGCGAGGCGAUCAGUGAUGGAUUGGACGUAAAGUACCAGUACCAUGCUGAUAAGUCCACAGGAACAUGUGCUGUUAUAAUAACGAACGGUGGAAAGGAUAGAUCGCUGUGUGCAAAUUUGUCGGCAUCGAGGUAUUACACAGAUGACCAAUUGGAAAUACCCGAAAAUAAAAAGAUCAUUGAAAACGCAAGGUUUUACUUAGUGACUGGGUUUUUCUUAGUAUCACAUUUAAGCACAGUAGAAAAAAUCGCAAGAAUCGCUGAUAAAAGGAAUUGUCCAUUACUGUUUAAUAUGAGUGCAGCAUAUAUCUUUGAAUCGUACAUGGAUUCAGUGAUGGCUGUCUUACCAUACGUAAAUAUUAUGAUUGGAAGUACUGAAGAAGCCAAAGCAUUUGCCCUUGCGAAUAAGUGGGAUACGACAGAUAUGGAGAGAGUCGCACGCAAGAUGAGCACUUUUAAGGUCAAAAAAGACGGUUAUCGCUUAGUUAUUUUAACUCAAGCCGAUAAACCAGUAAUCGUAGCUAUGAAGGAUCUUGUUUCAACAUUUAAUGUGCCGGAAAUAUCUGAGGAAGAUAUUGUAGACACAAAUGGAGCUGGCGAUGCCUUCGUUGGUGCAUUUAUCGCUAAAUAUGUUUUGGGCUUUCCAUUGAAGAGCUGCAUUCAGGCAGGAAUCAAUGCGGGGUGUUAUAUUAUAAAACAACACGGAAUGACGAAAGGAGAUACGUUCGAUGAUUUUUAAGAAAAGAAAAACUUCAGAGAAAAAACCGGGCUCUCCAUUUACAGAUGAAGUCCAAGAUCGUAGUGCUGUUGGUUGAGGAAGUUUAAAUAUUGUGCUAAAAAAUAAAUUGUAUUCAAAAUAAUAUAAAAAUUAUUUAAUAUAAUGAAUUUUCAAAAUGUAUACUAACCGACAGUACUUGUAAGCAUUUGAAGAAUAAUAAUUUAAGCUGAUUCUUGAAAAUUUCACGAGACAUGCCAUCAAAAUCUUCUAAUACAACAUUAUAACCAUUUUCUUCAAUUAAUCCUUUCUCUUUUAUACUUUGUAAAAGUUCUUUUAAGUUAUUAACUUUUGUUUUUGGUCUAAGUACUCUUUUUUGUAAUGUUUUAAACUUUGUUUUGUUUUUUUUUGGUUUUUGGAGUAAUAGCUGAGUUUUUGGGUCUUCCUAAUUUGGGUGUUCUAUAUGAUGGUCUCUUAGGUGUAAUUUGAAGUUCUGAAAAUAAUACAGUUUAAUCAUUGUGUGUUUUUUUAUGAAGACCGUCGUCUCCGUCGUGAAAACGGCUUUUCUUCGUGUCGCGCCCUCGCGAUUUAUUGUUGGCCGUCAAUGUCCAAGAACGUUUCGUUAUACAUUAACUUUUGUUCCGUCGUCGUCCCUCCGCUGUAGGUGCAUAUUACGACCUAUCGUCGUGCACGGCCAUAUUAUGUGUUUUGGUUCUCGCGCGUCCGUUCGCCGUUCGUACCUUGUACACAGUGUAAAUACGCCAACCGUGGCGUAUUCAAUUUUCGUUGAUUGUUUCUCAUUGUUUUGUACAGCUACCUACGCCAGCGACAACACACCUCAUCGAUUUCAUGUCAUACAAAACCUUAUAAUUCUUUGUUUUUUUAUUUGCGUAUCGCUGCGAUAAUGUAUAUUAUUAUUAUUUUAGAUGUUAUUGUUAGUGUUGAUCGAUCUGUGAUCGUUACCGUUUAAUCGUAAUACAUUAAGAAUUUCCAUUCACUACAUCUUUAAUAAAUUCUAUUUUAUAUGUAGAACCGGGUAAAAAAAUAGCAUAACGCUGUAAUUUAUUUGCUGACAUAUUAUGAGAGAUUCCUUUCUUUUUAUUAAAGUAAA